UUUUGUCACCCGAGAACCAAGAUAUAAUCAAACGACGCCCUCCCAUCCUCAAACACUUUGCAACGCUUUUGCACAUCCUACACACUUCCACUUCGUCGAUCCCGCCAGAACCAAUCCGAAAAAUACAGAGCCCCGCGACAACCGACCAAAAAACAAUGUCUGGACGUGAAGCCUACCAACCACCCAGCUCCAGCUACGGCGGCGGCGGUGGAUUCUCCGCUGGCCUCGCUGCCAACGAAGCCGUGGGAGGCCCGGCUGUUCAGUACGUGUGCGGUGAAUGCGCCGCCAAGGUCAGCCUGACCAAGGGAGACGCCAUCAGAUGCAACAUGUGCGGACACAGAGUUCUCUACAAGGAGCGAACGAAGAGAAUGGUUCAAUUCGAGGCUCGAUGAUCGAACGGGAAACUACACCGCGGUCAAACCACACAAGACAAGAACGCAGGUUCCUUUUGAGAUGACAACGAGUCGAUGGUCGAUGUUAGAGAGAGAGAUGUGGCAUAGCGAGGGCGCUGGGAAAGGAUUCUUUUUUUUCAAAACCGUCAUACGGGGCUACGAUCGGAACAACGAUUAGAUCCGAACUACAAAGCAGAACGAAACGGUCGGGAGUCAGAAGGGAAAAAAGAAGAAACAUGAUGCACACAGAAACGAGAAAUGAAAAUGAUACCAUAAAAAAAUCUCAUCCCAAAAAUCAUGAACGCUGUUUUUUGAUUUUCUUUCUAGCC
This is a messenger RNA of Exophiala oligosperma, 721 nucleotides long. RefSeq lists its product as uncharacterized. Gene Ontology annotation, cellular component: RNA polymerase III complex; RNA polymerase I complex; RNA polymerase II, core complex. NCBI's taxonomy places the organism in Eukaryota, Fungi, Ascomycota, Eurotiomycetes, Chaetothyriales, Herpotrichiellaceae. The transcript has 2 exons. Gene Ontology annotation, molecular function: DNA binding; zinc ion binding; DNA-directed RNA polymerase activity. Gene Ontology annotation, biological process: DNA-templated transcription. Bases 156 to 392 code for a protein of 78 amino acids. The record is from RefSeq and is a predicted model, not a curated record.